GGCAGAAACACUGAAAACUCUACAAGGUAAGCCAAUGGAUAUAUCAAUGCUUAUGUGGUUGGUAUUAGGUGUGGAUGUUGAUAUUCAGUUUAUUUCUGUGUACUAAUAUGUACAGCAGGUACAUAUGAUUCAGUGCUUACAUAGUAAACAGUUCUAACUAAAUAUCUGUAGAAAUCUGUGCUGCUGUCCUAUGUUAUCUAACCCACUUAGUGCUAUUUCAGGGUAAAAGUACAUUUUUGUGUUAGAAGGAGGAAUUCUGUGUUAUGAAGUUGAGGUUUCUUGCCCCACACAGUUAAUUUUGUAUUAUUCUUUAAUAGGGCCCUAAAAAUCAGGGCUUGCAAAUAUCUGGAUAGGUUUGCAACUUAUGAUACAUUGACUCUUUUUAUAUUUUGUGAUUUAUUUCACAACUACUUUAUCUUUCCAACAACCUAUAGAUGAGAUUAUCUUCGUUCCUUCUCUGUGCCUCUCAACCGAUGCUCACUUUUUUCUCACUGGCUCUGCUGGUUCCCAUCCCGGGGGCACACGGGCACCCCUACUUCCCCCUUGCCAUCCUGCCCACAUUGGAGAACCCUGAGUGGGAGGCUGACUUACUCCAGCUCCAGGCCUCCCUGGAUGUCCCAGGGGCUGUAGCUGCAGCGGGUCUCCGCUCUUGGGGGCAGCUGCUGGAGCUGGGACCAGAGGACCCACGCCUGGGCCUGCUCAGCGAGCUGGUGGAAGAGAAUGGCUGGGGACAGAAGGGCUUGAUGAGGGGCCAGAGGGGGGAUCUGGAGAGGAGGCCGCUGGGUCCCUUCCCCGGUCACCCUAUCGACGCUCUGCACUACCAAGAGGGGGGAGAAGAGGGAGGAGAGGGGGGAGGAAAGAGGAACGAAGCUCUCACAUCCAUCGCCGGCGGGCUUCAGGCUUUCAACAGAGAGAAGGGAGGCUUCGGGUUCCGCUUCGGAAGGAAGUAAAAGGAGGAAGGGGUCGGGAAAAAGAGGAGGCACCUGGACUUCUGGAGUGUGGGGAACUUGGAAAAGGGUAAGGUAGACAGCUGGAGGAUGAAGAUGAUGAAGGGAGGGAUGAGUUGACAGUAGAGAUGUACUGAUUGACACUUAUGUCAGAGCAAUCAAUCAUUACAUUAUGAUGAGAUAUGUAUCAUCAGAGAAAGAGACUGACAAACUGAUAAACAGAAAGUUUACCAAGUGGUCAGAAAAUGUCUGUCAAUGUAUAAUAAUUGUUACAUAAUAAAAUGAUUGAGGGUAUGUGAAUGUUUGUUAUUGUUGUCCAUGAUUUAAGUUAUCCAUUUCUACCAAUUCCAACCUAAGGUGAAAAAUCACGGUAUUUUGAUAGCCUUUAUAUUUUUUAAAUUUAAAUGUCAAAUUGAAAUACAAUAACAAAUGGGCAUAUUACAUCAUUACAAGUAUAUUUUCUCUUAAAUUAAGAAACAGCAAAUAACAUUAAAGCAAAUAAACAAAUAAAAAUGACUACACAUGAAAUGUCAGUGACAACAGUUUCAAAAGUUUAAGUACGUCAAAUAAAAAUGUGAGUUGGUAGAAUACAUGCAUUUAUUUUUUGUCCUUUACUUAUUCUAUGGAUUUGAUUAAAUAUUUGAUUUCAAGUAAAAAUAUGUUAUUAUAUUUUCAAAGUCUAUUUUUCUUCAGUAUGACGCAACAGCAUGCAU
Oncorhynchus tshawytscha (Chinook salmon) is the source of this 1660-nucleotide messenger RNA. RefSeq names its product pyroglutamylated RFamide peptide. The record is from RefSeq and is a predicted model, not a curated record. The coding region runs from base 435 to 950 and encodes 171 amino acids. Gene Ontology annotation, molecular function: orexigenic neuropeptide QRFP receptor binding. NCBI's taxonomy places the organism in Eukaryota, Metazoa, Chordata, Actinopteri, Salmoniformes, Salmonidae. The transcript has a single exon.